AUCUGUCCUUUGCACAGACUGGACGGACAGGCGGGCAGUUAUCGCACUGCUGCACUUGGCCGCUGCGCUGGAGCACAGACAGAAACUCCUGCCUGUUAGACUCAGCAGCAAGCAGAAAACCGGACAGAGAAGAAAGGGCCAAAACCGAUAUCCACAUAUUUAUCCGGUGUGGUUUUGUGCGCCAUGGUGAAACAGCGACGCACCAGAGCGCGUUCCUGUUGCGCAGAUGUUGCUCGCCUAUGUUGCAGAAAAGGACCAUUGAAGACUCUGACAGAGCCUGCCAUCUUUGCCAGGGAGACCAGUUGUGAUUGUCGCGCCCCUCAUGAGAAACUCACCAUCGCCCAGGCCCGCAGAGGCACCCCAGUGGAUCGGCCAGUCAGAGUGUAUGCAGAUGGCAUAUUUGAUCUGUUCCACUCCGGCCACGCUCGCGCCCUCAUGCAGGCCAAGAACCUCUUCCCCAACACCUACCUCAUAGUGGGAGUGUGCAGUGAUGAGCUAACCCAUAAGUACAAGGGUUUCACGGUCAUGACAGAGAUCGAACGUUACGAAGCCCUGAGACACUGCCGCUAUGUUGAUGAGGUUUUGAGAGACGCACCUUGGACGCUCACACCUGAAUUUCUUGAGAAACACAAGAUCGAUUUUGUGGCUCAUGAUGAUAUCCCAUACUCCUCAGCAGGAAGUGAGGACGUGUAUAAACACAUCAAGGAGGCAGGAAUGUUUGUGCCUACACAGCGGACAGAGGGAAUCUCAACUUCAGACUUAAUUACUAGAAUUGUCAGAGACUAUGACGUCUAUGCCCGACGCAACCUCCAACGCGGCUACACGGCCAAGGAGCUCAACGUCAGCUACAUCAAUGAGAAGAAGUACCGGCUGCAGAACCAAGUGGACCGAAUGAAGGAAAGGGUUCGCACGGUCGAGGAGAAGAGCAAACAUUUUGUUUACCGUGUGGAGGAGAAGAGUCACGACCUCAUUCAGAAAUGGGAAGAGAAAUCCAGAGAGUUUAUCGGCAACUUUCUAGAACUUUUCGGACCUGAUGGGACUUGGAAACAGGUAUUUCAGGAGCGCAGUGGACGAAUGCUAUCCUACGCUCUGUCUCCCAGGGAGUCUCCCUGCAACAGCCCUCCCCGCGAACUGUCUCCCCUGCGCUCUCCCUCUCCCCCGUCUCCCCCCGCUCGCUGGCACAACGCACGGCCUUCACCCCCAACCUCCCCUAAAGGAGCAUCCGCCUCUAUAAGCAGCAUGAGUGAAGGUGAUGAGGAUGAGAAGUAGAUGGACUGUGGAACACACACUUACAGCACACACACAUACACACACACGCACACACACACACACACAUCACUCACAAUACACUGCCUGGGAACUGCUCACAUGUGCGCAAACACACACACACACACACACACACACACACACACAUAUAUAUAUAUAUAUUCUCCUACAAACACUGGCUGGAUACUGAAACCUCAAGGAAAGCUGCAAAUAUGCAAGGCAGACGGUCAUCAUGGGAAAUGUAGUCCUGUGCUGCUGAGCUAUGAAGCCAUCACUGUCUCUGUUGCCUGGGCAACCAAGCAGGCAGAAAAGAGAAGAGGAUGCGGGUUCAUGCACACAGUGUCACACAUCGUAUGAAGGUCAAGAAUCCUUUGCGGCAUCUUUUCGAGAGGGUUUGCUCUGGAUCGUCCAGUGCUGAUAAGGACUGCUCAUUACACCAACUCAUUGUUUUUUUUGUCCUAUUCUGUUUAGUUUAACAUUUUCUCUUCAAGAUGCCAAGAUUUCUUGUAUCUACUGUGACCGCUAGAUGUGAACAGGCACAAAGUUACAGAAGAUUGUAUGUGGCAUUCAGUACUUCAGCUGUGAACUGACGGCAACUGGAUUCAUUCAUCACUGUGUGAGGUUUGUGCUUGUUAAACUGACAGUUAGGAAUUAAAGGAGAGACACUGGAAACCCUAGAGUAGUAGAGGCUAUCCUGUGGACAACCUCUUGGCACUCACACACAUAGUCAGUGCUAGUUUGCACCUUUUUAGCAUAAUUAAUCAGCAAGGAACAUAAGAUUCAGUGAUUCACAAUCCUUGAUUUACAUGUUCCCAUGCUACAGUAAUGACCACCUUCAAAGACAGAUUAAAACUAAUCCCUAAAAUGUAAUGUAAUUCCUAAAAUGUAUUUGAAACUGAGACGAUCGGUGCAAAAAAAAAAAGGUGAUAUCAAGCAUCAGAGCUCUUGUAUGAAAAUUAAUGUGAAAUAAAAUGUUUUGACAUGAUAGUGACUCUAAAAAGAGCCCCUAAAGAUCUAAUUCUUCUGCACCUUAUCUAUAAAAUGCCUGUUAGAUAAUCCCGCAAACUUGAUUGUGAUGAGACAGAAAAAAAUAGCCUUCAUUUAUUAGCUUCUUGAAUGUAAAUGUGAGUCUUUGAGACCGCACACACCUAGAGAAUAAAUGUAAUCACUCUAAUUUGUAGUCACAUGAUAUAAAAACACGCAGAUCCCUCGUCACCAGUCAUUUAGGACACACAAUUAUCAUGCAUUAUGGUAACCUAAUAGUAGAAAAUUUUCACCAGAAAAAGCCAUGCAUUUUUUUUUUUGAGAUUUCCACGUUUUACCAGUCCAUGUUUAGCAGACAUUUUCGCUCUUUGGAAAAUGAUGUCAGCUGUCAAUCAAACCUGGCAAACAUGGAGACGCAGCCUUUCUCCAGGACUCUGAUGAUACUUGAACUAUACCACUGUAAUACUACUGUAAUUGAAGCCCUCCAGGGGAACUGUCAGGUCCUCAAAAGCCGGAGCAUCACCCUAACGUUUUCUUUGCUUUUAUUGGAAAUGUAUGUAACAACUCUUUUGCUCAGGUCUGAUCACCAGUGACCCAUCCCAGGCCGGAGCACCACCCCCCUGACAAUACAAUACCCUAAUGCAAUGUAGAGACCUUAAUGUCCUGUACGCACUACAUGUUAAUCUGCACUAUAUGUACAAACUUUGGGAAUGUGUGUCUUUUUUUAUUUUUUAAAUUUUAAUGUUCAAACGGCUUGAUAUGUAAAUAAAACAAAAACGUAUAACUGAAUGUGAAUUAAAUAUCAAUACGUGUUCAUUUCAACAUUUUAUCAGAUCACAGAACACAAAAAAAAAACCAAACCAAACAUUCAAGACAGAUCACACACACGACAGCGAUUUUCUUUAUUGUCAGGUUUGACAAUAGGUACUGUAAGUUGAUCUCAUGCUGAAUCACAUCAUUGGACUGCUCUAGCACUCUUUUGGUGCGUGUUGAUGUUGCAUUAAUUGCAUAUCUUUGCACGACUGCCUCCACAGUGAGGAGUUCAUGCAUACAAAUAUGUUUUUUUUUUUUAAGCUGGAGGUACACUAGGAUGGAUAACAGAGCGAUCACUCCACACUGGCUGCAUACAGUAUACAGCAAAUACAUUAUUCAUAGUUAUAUACACAGCAUUUUU
Messenger RNA from Thunnus maccoyii (southern bluefin tuna), 3424 nucleotides. RefSeq names its product choline-phosphate cytidylyltransferase B-like. Gene Ontology annotation, molecular function: choline-phosphate cytidylyltransferase activity; phosphatidylcholine binding. Gene Ontology annotation, biological process: CDP-choline pathway. Bases 184 to 1269 code for a protein of 361 amino acids. The record is from RefSeq and is a predicted model, not a curated record. The transcript has 8 exons. NCBI's taxonomy places the organism in Eukaryota, Metazoa, Chordata, Actinopteri, Scombriformes, Scombridae.